AUAAGGUCAUCGCUGUGUCUCAGCUUUUUCGGCUAUCCUUUCUCCUCUUCUGAGCAGCCAGCUAUAUCAUGGCGACGAUCACAAAUAUAUCAAACUCCUUCUAUAAAUAUCAUCAUGACCAUUCCUCCUCAAAAACACUUUUCCCAGUUUCGAAACUAUCCCUUCCUUUUGCCUUAAAUCCUCUGAAACCCUCCGACACCCGUUGCCGUAGUAAACACGGUUCUCUCUUCUGCUCUGCAGUUCCCAACGACGACCUCUCCCGAUAUGACCCCAAGAAACCCCGCAGGGGAUCUGAUAUCCUCGUCGAGUCCCUUGAACGUCAAGGCAUUGAAACAGUCUUCGCAUACAGUGAAUCCGUAUCCAGGCAACGCGUUGACAAAGUCUUCCCAUACCACCGUAUCAUAUCCCCGGAGCUCCAGGACGCGCUCAACCGCUCCUCCGUGAUACGUCACAUCCUUUCUCCAAGCGGCAAAAGUGCUCUUUUUGCAGCUGAGGGUUACGCUCGGUCCUCUGGAAAACUUGGAAUCUGUAUUAUAGCCUCCUCCGACCACCACCACAAAGGAGGUGACUACUAUCUCACUAGCUGUCUAGCUGACACCUACGUCCCUCUUGUGGCCAUAACCAGCCAACACUUUAUUGGCGAGGAGGCGUCAAUGCGUUUGUCGACGAAACAUAUAUUUCAAGUGAUGAAUGCAGAGGAUAUCCCCAAGAUCAUCGAGGAAGCCUUCUUUCUAGCAACUUCCGGUCGUCCCGGACUAGUUUUGAUUAAUCUUCCAGAGGCUAUUCAGGAAUGUUAUGCUGUUCCCAGUUGGGAAUCUUACUGGGACCAGAUUGUUAGGUUGAUAAAGGAGUCUAAGAAACCUUUGUUGCAUGUUGGAGGUGGCUGUCUCAACUCCAUCGAUGAACUAAACAGAUUUGUCCAACUCACAGGAAUCCCUGUCACGAGUGCAAUAAUGGGACUUGGAUCUUACCCUUCCAACGACGAGUUUUCAUUACAAACAUUCGGCAUGCAGCGGACGAUGUACGCGAACCACGCUUUAGAGCAAUGCGAUCUUUUGCUAGCUUUCGGUGUUGGUUCCGAUGAGCCUCUACCUGGCGAUGCUAAAACUGUCCACGUCGACAUCGACGCAUCGGGAGAUUGCCAGAGACGUCUUGUACCAGUGCGUGUGGAUGUUAACUUGGCUUUGCAAGAGAUGAACAAGAUUCUUGAGGAAAGAGCCGAUGAGCUCAACCUUGAUUUUAGACUCUGGAGGAUUGAGUUGAAAGAGUAUAAGCAACACACACCGUUGAGUUUCACGCCACCUGAAGAAGAAGAGGGGAUCCCUCCAGAGUAUGUGAUUCAAGUUCUUAACGAGUUAACAGAUGGUAAUGCCUUUAUAAGUACUGGUGUCGGGCAACAUCACACGUGGGCAGCGCAGCAUUACAAGUGUAAGAAACCCAUGCACUGGCUAGCAUCAAGAGGCUUCGAAGCCAUGGGGUUUGGACUCUCCGCUGCCAUUGGAGCGUCUGUUGCAAACCCUAAUGAGACUGUUGUGUACAUUGAUGGAGACGGGAGUUUCCUAACGAAUGUGCCACACUUGCCUACUAUCGUGACAGAGAAUCUUCCUGUGAAGAUAGUUAUGCUAGACAACCAGUACGUUGGUGUCUCCUCCCAGGCGAGAGAUAUAUGUUACAGGAAAUCUAUUCUCGGUGAUGAGGCCGAGAAUACUAUAAUAGCAGAUAUGAUCAAGAUUGCAGAAAUUAAUAAGAUUCCAGGGAGGAGAGUGUCGAGGAGAGAGGAAGUACGAGGGGCUAUACAGAUCAUGCUGGAGACACCUGGUCCAUACAUGUUGGAUGUGAUAGUUCCGCAUGAGAGGGAGAUUUUAGGAUGAAAUACUAAAACGAGCGAUUAGGGUGGUGAUUAUCUAACUUUGUGACCUUUUAUAUACAUAUGCAAAAUUUAAAGGUUAGUGUUUUUCUAGAUUUUUAGUAAAUUAAUAUUUUUGUGCUGAACUGCUACUUGGUUUACUAGGCCACUGCCACUGCUUCAACCGCUAGUAAAUUAUUAAAUUGGCACUUGUUCGGUUGCUU
Messenger RNA from Raphanus sativus (radish), 2070 nucleotides. Its product is annotated as acetolactate synthase 3, chloroplastic-like. Gene Ontology annotation, biological process: L-valine biosynthetic process. NCBI's taxonomy places the organism in Eukaryota, Viridiplantae, Streptophyta, Magnoliopsida, Brassicales, Brassicaceae. Gene Ontology annotation, cellular component: acetolactate synthase complex. The record is from RefSeq and is a predicted model, not a curated record. Gene Ontology annotation, molecular function: acetolactate synthase activity; thiamine pyrophosphate binding; flavin adenine dinucleotide binding. The transcript has a single exon. Bases 69 to 1871 code for a protein of 600 amino acids.